UGAUGCACCUCACCAUUCAGGCACAUAUAUUAUGAGGAUUAUGCAUUAUAUACUACCGUUCAAAAGUUUGAGAAACGCUGCUUGAACAUCAGCACAGUGAGAGCUCCCUUCUCUGGCCUCCUUCCAGGGAACCAACAUGUCCAGUGACCCCCCUCCUCCAUACCCAGGGGGCCCCAGUUGCCCCUUUCUUGGGGAGAAAAAUGGACAACCUCCAGUUCCUGCAGCCAGUGCUCCAGUAACGACAGGACCUCCACAAGGGCAGCCACUGCCUCCAGAAUAUGGACCUCCACCUUAUGAAGCCACACUUCAACCUGGCUUUGUUCCACCACAUGUCCCAGGAGAAGGUCCCAUGCCUAAGCAUGUGCAUAUGCCAAUGCCCAUGCUUCAUCCUCACGGUGGUUACUAUGCUCCACCUGGGCACUUUCCUCAUCCGAUAGCAGAGCACUAUGGCCCAGGGCCCAGUCACUUUGCUCCAGGCCACACAGCCACAGUUCUUGCCCCUCCUGGUGCCGCCACCACCACCACCGUGACUGUUCUACAGGGGGAGAUGUUCCAAGCGGCUCCAGUGCAGACGGUUUGUCCACACUGCCAGCAACCCAUCAUCACCUGCAUCAGCCACGACAUCGGCCUCACAAAUACUCUUAUCUGUAUGUUCUGCUUCUUUGUCGGUUGUAUAGCUGGCUGCUGUGUAAUCCCGUUCUGCAUGGAUGGAUGCAAAGACAUCGUUCACAAGUGUCCAAAAUGUCGUAGUCACAUAAAAACAUGCAAAAAGCUCUGAGGACUGGAAUUUUUUGAAUCCCCUUAAUGUG
This is a messenger RNA of Sinocyclocheilus grahami, 809 nucleotides long. RefSeq names its product cell death-inducing p53-target protein 1-like. NCBI's taxonomy places the organism in Eukaryota, Metazoa, Chordata, Actinopteri, Cypriniformes, Cyprinidae. Bases 137 to 778 code for a protein of 213 amino acids. Gene Ontology annotation, molecular function: zinc ion binding. The record is from RefSeq and is a predicted model, not a curated record. Gene Ontology annotation, biological process: intrinsic apoptotic signaling pathway in response to DNA damage by p53 class mediator. The transcript has 5 exons. Gene Ontology annotation, cellular component: nucleus; cytoplasmic side of lysosomal membrane; cytoplasmic side of late endosome membrane.